UAUGUUACAUACUUCUAAAGCGUUUUGUUAAGUAUUAGAGAUAAAAUGAAAUCACAAUGGCGGAAACUUUCCGCAAUUUAUAAAUUGAAUUAAAUUGUCACUGAUUUUAAACUACAAAUACUAGGAAACACCUCAUAAUAAAGUAAUUGUUAUUUACUCACUAAGGUUUCCCAUCGCACAUGGAAAUGUGAGAAAAUUUCACGUGAAAAGGCUACUUAUUGGAAAUCAGUUUCUUGAAUAAAUCAGGUUUCAUUAUAAGAAUUGCAGUAUUUUGAAAAAAUGGAAGAAAUCCAUAUAGAAAGAUUAAAUAAAUUUGUGUCAGAAAUAAAGAAUCUAUCUAAUAAGGCCAAGGAGCUUUGUGCGUCAAGAUCAUGGAAUGAAGAAGAAUAUGAUCAAGCUAAGAUCACUACAGCUAAGUUGCAAGCUGUAGUUACCCGUUUCAAUACAGAAUUGUACCAGUAUUUUAAGAUGGCUAGUAACCCUAAUGCGGAUGAUAUAAGCAUCUUAACAACUGAACAAUUAGAAGGAGAAGAGUCCUUGGCUGAGAUCAAUUCGCGAAUUCAAUCCCAAAGGGAAAAAACUAAUACUUCCUCCUUCCAAGGUAAGCCCACAAAUAGAGGAAAGUUGCCAGAAUUAAAUUUACCUACCUUUGAUGGAAACGUUCUUCAGUGGACACCGUUUUGGGAUCAGUUUAAAUCAAAUAUUGACCAGAGAGAGCUAAAAGACGUAGAUAAACUUCUGUAUUUAAAAACAUCUCUGAAGGGGGAUGCACAAACCAUUUUAGAUGGACUAGAAACAACUAACGAUAACUAUAAAAUAGCUGUAGAGACCCUUACUAACCGGUAUGGCAAAAAAUCACAGAUAGUCGAUGCUCAUUACUCCACCUUGUAUAAACUAAAACGUGCCGAAAAUCCAGAUGAAUGCAGGAAAACUUUAGAUGACAUUGAACGACACCUAAGAGUACUAAAUUCUUUAGGUGAAAACAUAGAACACAAUCACUUGAGAUUCUUAAUCAUGGAGAAAUUUCCGGAAGAAAUAAUAUACGAAUUAAAAUUGAAAUUAAAGGACGAAUCCGUAGAAGAGUUAAGGAAAGUGCUACAGGUAGUACUCACAGCUAGAGAAGAAGCAAAAAGAACUUGUGAAGAAGGCAGUAGUAAAGUGAAGAAUUUCACUACAGAAACUUUACUCGUACAGGAUUCUGGAAACAAAAGGCGAGUAAAACAAAGAAAACCCGAUGUCAAAUGCAAUAUGCGUAAGAAAUUUAAACCAACUUUGACAGCGUUUACAAAGACAUAUCAAAACAAAAGAAAACUAAUUGAUGAAGAGAAUACCUCUGCACCUGUUCAAAAGAAAAGGAAGUUUUCAUGCAUAUUCUGUAGUGGAAAUCAUUUCAACGAUGAGUGUACCAAAGUCAAAUCAUUGCAACUCAGAAAGGCAAAACUUAAUAAUCGCUGCUACAAGUGCUUAGGGCUGGGCCAUUUCGGAAGAAUGUGCAAAGCUAAAAUACAAACUUGCCCGCAUUGUGGUAAAACGGGACUACACAAUAGAGCACUCUGUCCAUCUAGGGACCAGCCUAAGAAAGAAACGACCACUUCUUUACAUGUCAGUGAUUGCGGAUCUACUGUGCUUGAGACGAUAAUUGUCAACGCUAUAGGAAGAGACAAAACUGCACAGAAAUGCCGUGUACUUUUAGAUAACGGCAGUAUGAGGAGCUACGUCUUACAAAGUGUUGCGAAAAAUCUCAAUUUAGAACCUGAAGAAAACCAUCACCUCACAGUAUUCACUUUCGGUAAGGAAGAACCGCGCGAAAUUGAAAGCCCUCUAGUUAGACUUUGUCUGCAAUCUAAAAAUAAUAACUCAAGGAUUAUAUAUGUCAAUGUAGUACCUACAAUCACGAGAGAAGUAUGCACACAAAAUAAAGAUUUCUUAGACUGGGAACACCACAAUAAGUAUGUUUUAGCCUAUGACGGAUCUCUGGAGGAUCGCAUUGAUAUCCUGAUUGGUAACGAUUACUAUCAAUCCAUUAUGUUGCCUGAAAGGGUAGAAAUAAAAGAAAAUUUAUAUCUUGUGAACUCAAUGUUUGGUUGGAUCUUAUCCGGUCGGUCAAGAAAGGAAAGGGGAGAUGAUUUAUCUGCACUCACGUACUUUCAGGCCGCGUACGAAACCAAAUUAAAUGAACCUGACUUGCCACUGGACAAUGCAUCGAUGAAGACUUUAUGGGAUCUAGAAUCUAUAGAGAGGAAUUAUAGAAAGGGUCCCUAA
Molecule: messenger RNA, 2262 nt
Organism: Leguminivora glycinivorella
Lineage: Eukaryota; Metazoa; Arthropoda; Insecta; Lepidoptera; Tortricidae
Exons: 3
Coding region: 280-2262 (660 amino acids)
Molecular function (GO): nucleic acid binding; zinc ion binding
Source: RefSeq, a predicted model, not a curated record